AAUGUCACCCUGGAUUAGACGAUUAUCGGCAAUAGUUGGUCAUGAUGUAGAUUGUAAUUUAUUAAUGGUAGGAUUACCAAAUUCUGGAAAAACAACUUUAAUGAAACAGUUAAAGCCGCGAAAUAAGAAUUUGGAUAUAAUUCAACCGCCAAUAGAGAAUGAAUGUUCAACUUUAUCUGGAUUUUGGUUUGAUCGCGUGUCUAUUAAGGCUUUUAAUUUGUGUACAAGUAUAACUUCGCAUAUUGGAUGCGCAUGGGAAGAAUUGUACCUUACUUCAAACGCUUUUAUAUUUACAAUAAACUCAGCAGAUCGUCUUACAAUGCAUUUGAAUGGCGAAUACUUACAAAAGGUCAUAUCAAAGGUUAAAGAGAACAGGCCUAUAUUAAUCCUAGUAACCAAAUACGAUUACGGCGAUGAAAUGAAUGAUCUUCAAAUAUUAAAUAGCUUAAAUAUACCAAGAUUUAUGGGUCCUAGAAGAUGGAGAUGCGUAACCGUAGACUUAACAACAGGCGAAGGUUUAAACGAUGCCUUUGAUUGGUUAGCCAACGAAAUACGUAAAGUUACUUUUAAUUAA
Dimorphilus gyrociliatus is the source of this 574-nucleotide messenger RNA. The record is from the annotation of a GenBank genome assembly. Lineage: Eukaryota; Metazoa; Annelida; Polychaeta; Dinophilidae.